Trichechus manatus latirostris (Florida manatee) is the source of this 1971-nucleotide messenger RNA. RefSeq names its product matrix metallopeptidase 14 (gene MMP14). Gene Ontology annotation, cellular component: extracellular matrix. NCBI's taxonomy places the organism in Eukaryota, Metazoa, Chordata, Mammalia, Sirenia, Trichechidae. Gene Ontology annotation, molecular function: metalloendopeptidase activity; zinc ion binding. The transcript is spliced from 10 exons. The record is from RefSeq and is a predicted model, not a curated record. Gene Ontology annotation, biological process: collagen catabolic process; zymogen activation; extracellular matrix organization. The coding region runs from base 220 to 1971 and encodes 583 amino acids.
UCGCCGACUAAGCAGAAGAAAGAUCAAAAAACGAAAAAGAGAAGAGCAAACAGGCACUUUGAAGAACAAUCCCCUCUUCUCCAAGCCAACAGCGCUCUAAGAAUCCAAAUUCACUGCCUCCUGAAGACAAAGGCGCCCCGAGGGAGAGUCGGCGCGACCCCAGGGCGUGGGCCCCGCUGCGGAGCCCGAACGGCUCAGCUGCCCCGACGGCCGCAGACCAUGUCUCCCUCCCCACGACCUGCUCGCAGGCUGCUCCUCCCCCUGUUCACGCUCGGCACCGCGCUAGCCUCCAUCGGCUCGGCCCAAAGCAGCAGCUUCAGCCCCGAAGGCUGGCUGCAGCAGUAUGGCUACCUGCCCCCUGGGGACCUGCGUACUCACACACAGCGCUCACCCCAGUCACUCUCAGCUGCCAUCGCUGCCAUGCAGAGGUUCUAUGGUUUGCGAGUGACAGGCAAGGCCGAUGCAGACACCAUGAAGGCCAUGCGGCGCCCCCGCUGUGGUGUUCCAGACAAGUUUGGGGCUGAGAUCAAGGCCAAUGUCCGAAGGAAGCGCUAUGCCAUCCAGGGCCUCAAAUGGCAACAUAAUGAGAUUACUUUCUGCAUCCAGAAUUACACCCCCAAGGUGGGCGAGUAUGCCACAUUCGAGGCCAUUCGCAAGGCAUUCCGCGUGUGGGAGAGUGCCACACCGCUGCGCUUCCGCGAGGUGCCCUAUGCCUACAUCCGUGAGGGCCAUGAGAAGCAGGCCGACAUCAUGAUCUUCUUUGCCGAGGGCUUCCAUGGCGACAGCACACCCUUCGAUGGCGAGGGCGGCUUCCUGGCCCACGCCUACUUCCCGGGCCCCAACAUUGGAGGGGACACCCACUUUGACUCUGCCGAGCCCUGGACUGUCCGGAAUGAGGAUCUCAAUGGGAAUGACAUCUUCCUGGUGGCUGUGCAUGAGCUGGGCCAUGCCCUGGGCCUUGAGCAUUCCAAUGACCCCUCAGCCAUCAUGGCACCCUUUUACCAGUGGAUGGACACAGAGAACUUUGUGCUGCCCGAUGAUGACCGCCGGGGCAUCCAGCAGCUUUAUGGUAGUAAGUCAGGGUCCCCUACCAAGAUGCCCCCUCAACCGAGGACAACCUCCCGGCCCUCUGUCCCUGAUAAGCCCAAAAAUCCCACUUACGGACCCAACAUCUGUGACGGGAACUUUGACACUGUGGCCGUGCUCCGAGGGGAGAUGUUUGUCUUCAAGGAGCGUUGGUUUUGGCGGGUGAGGAAUAACCAAGUAAUGGAUGGUUACCCAAUGCCCAUUGGCCAGUUCUGGCGGGGCUUGCCUGCAUCUGUCAACACUGCCUAUGAGAGGAAGGAUGGCAAGUUUGUCUUUUUCAGAGGAGACAAGCAUUGGGUGUUUGACGAAGCUUCCCUGGAACCUGGCUACCCCAAGCACAUUAAGGAGUUGGGCCGAGGACUGCCUACCGACAAAAUCGAUGCCGCUCUCUUCUGGAUGCCCAACGGAAAGACCUACUUCUUCCGGGGAAACAAGUACUACCGUUUCAACGAGGAGCUCAGGGCAGUGGACAGCGAGUACCCCAAAAACAUCAAAGUCUGGGAAGGAAUUCCUGAGUCACCCAGGGGGUCAUUCAUGGGCAGCGAUGAAGUCUUCACUUAUUUCUACAAGGGGAACAAAUACUGGAAAUUCAACAACCAGAAGCUAAAGGUGGAGCCGGGCUACCCCAAGUCAGCCCUGCGGGACUGGAUGGGCUGCCCGUCGUCUGGGAGCCGGCCGGAUGAGGGGACUGAGGAGGAGACGGAAGUGAUCAUCAUCGAGGUGGACGAGGAGGGCAGUGGAGCAGUAAGCGCGGCCGCUGUGGUGCUGCCUGUGCUGCUGCUGCUUCUGGUGCUGGCAGUGGGCCUUGCCGUCUUCUUCUUCAGACGCCAUGGGACCCCCAAGCAACUGCUGUAUUGCCAGCGCUCCCUGCUGGACAAGGUCUGA